Molecule: messenger RNA, 2686 nt
Organism: Closterium sp. NIES-67
Lineage: Eukaryota; Viridiplantae; Streptophyta; Zygnematophyceae; Desmidiales; Closteriaceae
Source: the annotation of a GenBank genome assembly
ACACCACUUGGCCUUUUCCAUAUUUCAUCUUCAUUUCAUUCCUCUUUUUAUCUCAUCUCCUUUUGCCUCAUAUUCCCCAUUUUCCAUUAUCCUUUGGUUUCUUCCCUUAUUCUAAUUAUAUCACCGACCAAGCAUGGAAUGUUCUAGACACGCUAUCUAGCGUAAUCCUGUCGUAAUCUCUUACAGCCAAUAGCCUCGCGUGGCUAUACGCAGGCCGAAAUGAACCACAUUCUACGACCACUUCUGGACGAAUGCGUGGUGGUGUACCUGGACGACAUACUCAUCUACUCGCGCGACAUGAAGCAGCACGUCGAACACCUGCGACGCGUCUUCGAAAUUCUUCGACGGGAACGAUUCUACGUCAAACUGUCCAAGAGCGAAUUCGCCCUGGAGAAGGUCCAAUUUCUAGGCCACAUGGUGAGCGCUCAAGGAGUUCACGUCGACCCCAAGAAAAUCGAAGCCGUACGUACGUGGAAGACACCCGAGAACGUGAAGGAGUUGCAGCAGUUCCUAGGCUUCGCUAAUUACUACAACAGGUUCGUGCCACAAUAUGCGAAACUCGCGGCACCACUCACGAAUCUGCUGAAGAAGAACACGCCCUACAAAUGGGAGACGAAGCACCAGGAAGCCGUGGAGCAGCUGAAACAAGCACUAACGUCCGCACCGGUGCUCAUCUUGCCAGAUCCCGAACGCGACUACGUAAUCGAAGCUGACGCCAGCGAACAGGCAGUGGGAGCAGUCUUAAUGCAAGACCAGGGGAAUGGACUGCAACCAAUUGCCUACCUCAGCAAGAAACUGCACGGGGCAGAACUCAACUACCCGAUACACGACAAAGAGGCUCUUGCUAUCAUCAUCGCCUUCAAAGCGUGGAGAUGCUAUCUCGAAGGACGAAGAACGACCGUCUACACCGACCACUGCAGCCUGAAAUAUUUGAAGACACAACCCAACCUUUCCAGGCGGCAGGUCCGGUGGAUCGACUUCCUCGAGACACACUUCCACUACGACAUCGUGUACAAGCCCGGCCACAAGAACAAAGCAGACGCUCUCAGCCGGCCUGCACACGUUGCCGCGAUUCAGGUCGAAGGGAUGAAUCCACUACUCAAGGGACUCUUCACCCACGGGUACGCCAUCGACCCCGAAAUUCCCUUGGCAGAAAAGCGACAUCUGCUACAAUGGGACAGUGACAUCGCGUACCGGAAGGGAUCCACAAAAAUCUGGGUACCCAAUUACCCUCCUUUGCGCCAGUUACUACUCGAAGAAUACCACGACGUCCUGUACGCCGGACACUUCGGUAGCAACAAGACGCUCACCGGUAUCGCCAAACACUACUACUGGCCCCAUAUGGCAGACGACGUCCAGAAAUUCGUCACCUCGUGUGAUACAUGUCAGCGGAUGAAGAGCAGCAAGCAGAAAAAGGCGGGACUACUGCAGCCUCUUCCUGUCCCAGAACAACCAUGGCAAGUGGUCAGCCUAGACUUCAUCACCGGGUUACCACCUACCUCCAGCGGUCAUGACGCCAUCCUUGUCGUCAUUGACAAGUUCUCCAAAAUGGGACACUUCAUCCCGACACACAUGACGGCACGCACCGAGGAGACAGCACAACUCUUCGUUCGUCACAUCAUCUCACAGCAUGGCAUCCCAACUACACUCAUCUCCGACCGAGACCCCAAGUUCACUAGCAAGUUCUGGAAGGAACUUAUGUCUCUGCUCGGCACCAAACUCGCCAUGUCAUCCGCAUACCAUCCGCAGACAGACGGACAGACCGAGCGCCUUAACCAGAUUGUUGAGCAACUCCUCCGAGCAGCCUGCAAGGACGAGAUCUCCAAAUGGGACUUGCACCUACCCGUCCUGGAGUUUGCCUACAACAACGCUACACACGCCGCUACGGGACAGACGCCGUUCUUCCUCUGCUACGGACGCCACCCACUCACACCACAGAAACCGACAACACCAGCAACAGUCCAACCUGCACACGACUUCAUCACAACCAUGCAUCAGCUUUGGGAUCGGACCCAUAAGCGCCUCCUUGACAUUCAACAGCAACAGAAGCGCCAAGCCGAUCGCCAUCGCAACGACCACACCAUUUCCGUGGGAGACCAGGUUCUCCUCGACACCCGCAACCUGGACAUCAGCCAUCUCCCAUCUAAACUUCGACCUCGCUUCUGCGGGCCUUUUCUCGUUGAAGCACAGGUCACUCCUGUUACCUUCCGCUUACGCCUACCAGCUACCUGGAAGAUUCACAACGCCUUCCAUGUCCAACUUCUGAAGCCCUAUCGAGAUCCUAAUACGAUCUUCGUCGGACGCCAACCGCCGCCGCCGCCACCCGUCCUCGUCCAAAAUGAACCCGAGUACGAGGUCGAGUCCGUGCUCGCACACCGCCGUCGUCGGAAUGGCACCGUGGAGCUUCUUAUCCGUUGGAAGGGUUAUGAUCCUUCUGAGGACAGCUGGGUCUCUGAGUCCGACAUGGGUAACGCCCGUCGUCCUCUGCAUGACUACCUUGUCAAGCAGGGUGUUACUUCUACCACCCAGCUUUGAGGGGGGGAAGUGUGAGAGAGGAGCCGACAGUUGUGUUCUGUGACAAUGAGUCUGCAGUGAAGCUGGCCAAGAAUGCUUGUCUGCAUGGGCUGACAAAACACAUAAGGCCUAAGUGGCACUGGGUGAGGAGACUCCUUGAUAAGGAGGUGCG